GGACGCAGAAACGUUCGCUAGUCGACCGAUUAGCUCAUCGGCUUCGCUUUCCGUCAGCGUCUCGUUCCGUGCCGUGAGCUCCGCGAUGACGUUGUCCCUGGCCUCGUCCAGCAGUCGCCGCAGUUCCUGUCGCUGGGCGGCGGCCUGAGCCACCGAUUCCUCCUCGUUCGGUCUCUCCGCCAGAGUGAAGACGAGUCCCCCAAGCAACAGAUACACCACCCACACGAUGAACCAGGUCAGCGUCUUCCAGCCGGGUCCCCACGAGCAGAGAGACCUCCUCGUACACUUCCUAGGGUUCUCCUCUUCCCUCUCCUCCUCCGCGUCUUCCAUGGUGUGUAGGGCGGCGUCCAGUAAUAGCCCCACCCAUCUUUUUUGCAUAAUGACACGCAUGCGCAGCUUCUAUGCUCUCGUCACUUGGCAUUGACACUAAGGUGUAGCCGUAGAUUUGCAGUUGAAAGAGACGACACGUAUCCAGCCGAUGAAGAUAGCCGUGAAAAAACUGCUGGAAAGUUGACAAAAUUUCACCGCCAAAUCCCCGACCGUCUGCCCCGCCCCCUUCUCUCCAGUCGGGCGGUAGUCGCGACGUGUCAUCAUGAGCUCUACUGACUCUGGUCGCUGCCUCUUCGCAGACCAGUUUUGGUACGCAGGAGCCAUCAGCGAGAGAAGAUGCGAAGAGAUACUAGCCAAGACGGGCAGCCCAGGAGCGUUCUUAGUGCGAGACUACCUUCUCCCUGGAGCCGAAUACAACUACAUUCUCUCUGUCUUUACAGGGAGGGAGAUACUGCACUAUGAUGUGACUGUUUUCCCAACUGAAGAGUGCGAGUUAAACGGCUACUCAUUCACCAGUCUUCCCGAGGCCAUCGCCUUCUACACCGACAAUAGACUCAACGACCACUACCUUUCUCUGCCUGAAAGACCGGUGGUUGCUGAAAUUGUUCAUAGAGGGACAACACCGAAAAACAUAGCAACCCAGCCAGCCCCUCCCCCUCGUUCCACGCCACUCCAGGUGCCAGAGCAGCAGUCGCAGUGUGCAGACAUAAUGUCUGUGCUUCCUUCGUCAUCCCCCCUCCCCUCCUCCGCCUCCCUGGAGGAGAACUCGGGCAGGUGGGGACCGGCCAGUAGUGGAGACACCUCAGCCAAUAGCUACAGUCUUCCAACAACGUCCCACAUUGCUAAUGAGAGUCCCAAUAACCAACAGGAUCUCCCGAGUUCAGUCCCAGAUACAACUACCAGUGUUACUGGAGCUGACAAGAAGGCUCCCGAGAAUGCCACCACUGCAGAAAGCUCAUCAAAUAAUCCAAAUUCCCCGUUCGAUGAUGUCAUAUCUUUCUCAACCUUCCACCCUGCUCCCAGCAGCCGAGGAGAGCCUGCGAACGUUGAGAACACGUCUCCCUCUGUACUGCAGUCCCCAGAGCCACCCCAGGCAGCUCCAGUAGACGAGGGUAAGCAAUCUCAACUGGUGGGAACUUCUGAUGGUGGAUCUCAACAGAUUCAGCCAAACGGCUCAGAACAGAGAGAGACUGGGCAAGGUCGAGCUCCGCCGCCCGUACCAGUGAGAGGGUCCUCUGUGUUGGUAAUGACAGCGGAACCUCUUCAGGGAGAGAGGGAGGAAGAGUCUGCAAAGUCUCCCAGUCAAUUGGAACCAGUGAGAACGGAGGAAAUCUCUACAGCAGUGAGCAGCGGUGGGUCGCUGGGGAACGAGGAUCUGUCUGAGGCUCGCAGGAAGCUGAAGCGUAUCCCCUCCAUCCAGGAGAGGAAGAGACGGCUGGAGGCACAGGUGAACACUGCUGGCACACCACAGAGCCAAUCAGCGGGGGAGAAACCUGGUCGUUUAGUCAUUAGCGAGGCUCUUGGGGGUGUGUCUGCUGGCAUGCCAGGCUCCCAGCAUCCUCUGCUGGUAAAGAAACAGGAAGAGGCAGCGGCGAGGAAGAGGGAGGAGAGGGAGCGAGAGGAGCAAGAGAGGCUGGAGAUGGAGAAGAAGGAGAAGAAGGAGAAAGAGGAGAGAGAGAGGAUAACUCGAAGGUUUCCCUUCAAGAGGUCGGUGAAGGGGAAGAAAGAGGAGAAAGGAAUGGAGGCAAAGGAGCAGGAGAACAGGCGGUCCAUGACAGAGUCCGAGAGAGAUGAACUCCAGAAUGCUUUCCAGCGUGUCAUCAAGAGCAGACCGACCAGCCCCGAGUCUCAUUCUCUGGCUCUGGUGGAAGAGGGGCAGCUUGAGAUGCAGAGCCCCGCGGAAAAGAAAGACGAAGAAGAAGAAACCAGGAAAGAAGAGGUUGAUGAGGGAAAGGUUGACGAGGAAGUGACUCGGCCAGCCGUCACUAACGCAGACCCCGCCCCUCAACCUCCACCUCCCACGUGCCAACCUCCUCCCCCACCACCGCCAAGGUCCGGUGGAUCCUCACGAUCCAGCACCCUCGAUCGCACCACGAAACCACCACCCUCCUCCAGUCCCCCGUCCCUCCCUGGCUCCAUCGAUAGACGCACCCGGCACGGGAGCAAACCCAGCACACUGGAGAGGACCAGUCGCUCGGGGAGCCGGCCAGGGACUCUGGAGAGGAAGAACCCUCCCCCAGCACCCACCUCCCACCCUCCUCCAGUCCCAGAAGACGUCAGGAAAGAGCAACAGACGAGAUGUCAGAGGUUGCCGAGUGUAGCCGGUCACGGAUUCUCUGGCGGGAGGCUGGAGCUGGCGGACCUUAUUCCAGGAGUGUCUCGCCGAGUUCUCACCGAGCAGACUCCCUCCUCAUCCUCCACAUCUCCUCCGCGGAGGUACACCAUUACCAACGGACAAGCUGGACCCAGCCCAGGACCCAUCAACGCCAAGAGGAGUGUCAAAGAAAGGAGAUCAAGCAGCAGAAGAGGCCAUUUCUAACACUCUCACCUACAUUUUCAGCACAACUAGCGCCGAUUUUGUCAAAUGCAGUAAUAUUUAUACCAUGCACACUUAUGCUGCCAUUUUAUGUCUUUCUUAUGGAUGCAUUAACGUUUAUGACACCUA
Messenger RNA from Geodia barretti, 2995 nucleotides. The record is from the annotation of a GenBank genome assembly. NCBI's taxonomy places the organism in Eukaryota, Metazoa, Porifera, Demospongiae, Tetractinellida, Geodiidae.